Molecule: messenger RNA, 249 nt
Organism: Protopolystoma xenopodis
Lineage: Eukaryota; Metazoa; Platyhelminthes; Monogenea; Polystomatidea; Polystomatidae
Source: the annotation of a GenBank genome assembly
GUGAAGCGACACAAAUGCGAAUUCUGUGGCAAAGCUUACGGCCACAGCAAUAAUCUCAAGAAUCACAUAGCAGCUGUACAUUCUGGCGCCCGCACCUUCAAGUGUGAUCGAUGUGAACGGGCAUUCACCAACUCCUGCUACCUGAAGGCGCACAUUAGCGCUGUUCAUCUCGGCAUCAAGAAGCAUCGAUGUGAACAGUGUGGCAAAGCUUUCACUGCCCCCCACAAAACGUCCUCGCGUAAUUCUUAA